UUCUCUGUUACUCUUUCUCCUUCACUUCCACCAUUUUUUUACCCCACUCUCUUAUUUAUGUACAUUCACAUUAUCUCUUAUUUAUAGCCUUUAACCACCUCUCAUUUCUUUUCUAAUUUCUCUCUACAUUUCUAAAGAUACUGAUUGUGCAGCCACCACCAAAAAAAAAAAAAAGGGAAGAAAAACAGUAAUGGCAUACGACAGGCUCCGACCAUCAGAAGAACCCGGAGGCUCUGGAAAUCCUAUGCAGCAACAACAAGAAGAACCCAGGGCUAAAAACAACAAAAAGAUUUUUAUUGUUUCAGUUAUUGCCCUGACUAUGAUAAUUGUCUCAGCUGUCUGUGCUGGGCUCGUAAUUGGACUCCGUGGAGGAGGCGCCGACCCAGUUGGAACUGCAAUCCGCCGUAAGCCCACCCAAGCCAUUUCCAAGACAUGUAGCAAAACUCGGUUCCCGAACCUCUGUGUCAACUCACUUCUCGAAUUCCCUGGCUCGCUCACUGCCAGUGGGCAAGACCUUGUCCACAUUUCCUUCAAUAUGACGUUGCAGCACUUCACUAAAGCUCUUUAUACGACCACGUCCAUCUCCUAUAUCCAGAUGGACCCACGUGUACGGUCGGCAUACGACGAUUGCCUCGAACUUCUGGAAGAUUCCAUCGACGCCCUCUCCCGUUCCCUCUCCUCUGUCAUUCCUUCUCAGGACGGAAAUAGUAAAGGCGGGUCCACUCAGGACGUGAUGACGUGGCUCAGCGCGGCGUUGACGAACCAGGACACGUGUACGGAGGGAUUUGAGGGAGUGAACGGGGCGGUGAAGGAUCAAGUUGCCGCGAAAUUGAAGGACUUGUCGGAACUCGUGAGUAACUGCUUGUCGAUUUUCGUGGCUAGUGGCGGCGACGAUUUCGCAGGAGUGCCGAUACAGAACAGGAGGUUGAUGGCGUCGGAUGACGAUGAGGAGAAUUUCCCGAAGUGGCUAGGGAAAAAAGAGAGGGAGCUGCUGAACACUCCCAUGUCGGCAAUCCAGGCUGACAUAAUCGUUUCGAAAGAUGGAAACGGCACCGUUAAGACGAUUUCUGAGGCGAUUAAAAAGGCGCCGGAGCAUAGUCCUCGUCGGAUCAUCAUUUAUGUGAGGGCAGGAAGGUACGAAGAGAAAAUUCUGAAGGUUGGGAGGAAGAAAAUAAAUUUGAUGUUUAUAGGUGAUGGCAUGGGUAAAACAAUCAUUUCAGGAGGAAAAAGUGUAUUUGACAACAUGACGACAUUUCACACUGCUGCCUUCGCUGCAACUGGGGCUGGUUUUGUUGCAAGAGACAUGACAUUUGAGAACUGGGCUGGACCAGCCAAGCACCAGGCAGUGGCUCUUCGGGUUGGGGCAGACCAUGCCGUGAUUUACAGGUGCAACAUUAUUGGAUACCAAGAUACCUUAUAUGUUCACUCCAAUCGCCAAUUCUACCGUGAAUGUGACAUUUACGGGACAGUGGAUUUCAUUUUUGGUAAUGCCGCUGUGGUACUCCAGAACUGUAGCAUUUACACUCGGAAGCCCAUGCCCCUGCAGAAGAACACUAUCACGGCCCAAAACCGAAAAGACCCGAAUCAAAAUACGGGCAUUUCGAUCCAUGCAUGUCGGAUCCUACCCACGUCGGAUCUCACGGCUGCCAAUGGCAGCUUCCAAACGUAUCUGGGCCGUCCAUGGAAGUUGUACUCUAGGGCUGUGUUCAUGUUAUCGUACAUGAGCGACCACAUUCACCCUAGUGGAUGGCUGGAGUGGAAUGCUACAUUUGCCUUGGAUACACUAUACUAUGGCGAAUACAUGAAUUACGGGCCAGGUGCGGCAGUUGCGCAACGGGUCAGAUGGCCUGGAUUUAGAGUUAUCACUUCAGAGAUUGAAGCAGCCAAAUUCACUGUGGCACAGUUUAUUUAUGGAACAUCUUGGUUACCAUCAACUGGGGUUGCUUUCUUGGCUGGCCUACAAGUUUAAAAUUAAAUGCUUUUUUACCCCUUUUUUAGUUUUUAAUUUUAUGAAAUCU
Durio zibethinus is the source of this 2018-nucleotide messenger RNA. RefSeq names its product putative pectinesterase/pectinesterase inhibitor 34. The record is from RefSeq and is a predicted model, not a curated record. Gene Ontology annotation, biological process: cell wall modification. Lineage: Eukaryota; Viridiplantae; Streptophyta; Magnoliopsida; Malvales; Malvaceae. Gene Ontology annotation, molecular function: enzyme inhibitor activity; pectinesterase activity.